UUUCUCUCUCUCUGAAAAGUAAGACCAAAGACCAAAGACUUGGCCUCUCUCUCUCUCUCUCUCUCUCUCUCUACAAAAAGCUCUCCCACGAAGUCUCUCUGUCUCCCUCAGUUUUUGUUUCUCUUGUUUUUUUAUUUCUUCUAAAGUAGACUUAUUAUAACAUUGUUGCAUAGUUCUGAUUUGGGUUUUUUCAGCGUUUGAGAUUCUGGGUAGUUGUUUAUUCAGUAGUUGACCAUUGGAUUCAAUCACACGCCGGCGAUCAAUUUUCUGGUUACUGGGUUUUGUUUAUUGAUUCUAAGCUGAAAGCUAUUGCUUGCAGCCUCUGGGCUUAAUCAUUGAGCUCCUUCGGUUAGUGUGAGCUUUUUUUUUUGGGUCAGCUUCUCACAAGAGAUGGUAGGUGGGUUAAAAAAAGGGUGAGAUUGAGUGGUAGCUGAGAGAGAGAGAGGGCUGAAACGAAACCCUAGAAGGAAAAGAGGAACUUUGUGUCCAAAAGCUUCGUUUAAAUUCCAAUUUCCGAGAUAAAAUCUUUUUGUCCAUUAGCUUCUUGUUUUAAAUUCUCCGUUCAAUGUCCAAUUUUUACACUUUUUUCGCUCUUUUGUCCACUAGCUUCUGAUCUUCGGUUGUCGUUUAGAGUGGGUGGUAGUUUUAUUUUUCAUUUCUAGUACACAUGCCGAUCGAUUUAGAUAAUUCCUCUACAGCUUCCGGUGAAGCCAGCGUUUCUUCCUCUGGCAACCAGCCUCCGCCACCCAUCGUCACGGGCAAGAAAAAGCGGAACCUCCCUGGAAUGCCAGAUCCAGAUGCAGAGGUGAUUGCUCUGUCGCCGAAAACCCUUUUGGCCACAAAUCGAUUCGUGUGUGAAAUUUGCAAUAAAGGGUUUCAAAGGGACCAGAACUUGCAGCUUCAUCGCCGAGGACAUAAUCUUCCUUGGAAACUGAGGCAGAGAACGAGCAAGGAAGUCAAAAAGAGAGUUUAUGUGUGUCCUGAGCCUACUUGUGUUCACCAUGAUCCUUCCAGAGCUCUGGGCGAUCUCACGGGGAUAAAGAAGCACUUCUGCAGGAAGCAUGGCGAGAAGAAGUGGAAAUGCGAUAAGUGUUCAAAGCAGUACGCAGUUCAGUCUGACUGGAAAGCUCACUCGAAGAUUUGCGGCACAAGAGAGUACAAAUGCGAUUGUGGAACUCUGUUUUCAAGGAGGGAUAGCUUCAUCACGCACAGAGCCUUCUGUGAUGCUUUAGCAGAGGAGAGCGCAAGAAAUCAGACUCAGACUCAGAACCCGACUCCGACUCCGACUCCAACUCCGACUCCGGCUUCCAAUCUAGCUGCUCCGAAUCCUAAUCCAGAAUCGGAGCCGAAAUUGCAGGUUGAUCCACCUCCACAGUCGCCACCACCAGCGGUACCUGCAGCUUCAGCCCCAGUCCCUCCAGCUCUAUCUCAGUCAGCCGGAGUCACAUCUUCUUCGGUUUCGCGGACUCAUAGUUCAGAGUUGCCAGAUAAUCCCACUCCAAUUACAGAGGAAGCCCGAGCGCCAGCACCAGCAGGAUUAAACGGAAGCUGUAGCAGUAGCACCAGCGCAAGCAGCAAUGGUGGCACCAGUAGUAGUGUCUUUGCCAGUUUAUUUGCUUCAUCAACUGCAUCUGGAAGCUUACAGCCUCCUCAAACUUCGCCAUUUACUGACUUAAUCCGGGCCAUGGCUCACCCUGAUCGUCCAACAGAUCUUGCAUCAUCAUCAUCCAUUGAACCCAUUUCUCUUUGCCUCUCCACCAACCAUGGAUCAUCAAUAUUUGGUACUGCAGGGCAAGAGCUUAGGCAAUAUGCACCUCCACCUCAACCAGCAAUGUCUGCCACUGCACUGUUACAAAAGGCUGCUCAAAUGGGGGCUGCUGCUACAAAUGCAUCAUUGCUCCGUGGUCUUGGGAUUGUGUCAUCUUCAUCAUCUGCACAGCAAGACAAUAUGCCAUGGGGUCACAGGCAAGUGGAGCCGGAGAAUACCUCAAUCGCUGCGGGGCUGGGACUGGGUUUACAGUGUGAUGGAGGUUCUGGAUUAAAGGAAUUGAUGAUGGGAACUCAUUCCGUGUUUGGUGCUAAGCAAACUACCCUUGAUUUUCUCGGAUUGGGGAUGGCCGCUGGUGGAAGCCCUAGUAGCGGCCUGUCAGCUCUAAUUACAUCUAUUGGCAAUGGUCUAGAUGUGGCUGCUGCAGCGGCUUCUUUUGGAGGCGGAGAAUUCACCAGCAAGGACAUGGGAAGGAGCUCUUGACCAAAGAGCUAUUACUUCCGAGUUUUGACUUGGGGAUUAAGGCGAACAUUGUACAGCGUAUCCGAUUCAGGGCAGUUUAUUUUGCAGAAGAAACAAGGAUAAAGAUAAAAUUUUGUACGAAGAGUUGCCCUUAUGGGUAAGCAUCAGUUUAAUCAUGGGCAAUUCAUUUUAAAUCAUAGGCUGCAAUGAUGAUGCAGAAUUAUUGAUAAGAAGAAAUACAGAGACCUUUACUUUCCUCAUAAGAAUCGCAGGCUUAAGUAAUUCGGCAUACUUGCACCGAGUUUUCAAGGUCACCUGAGCUGCAGAACUUACAUCAAGUUGUUUCUUCAUCGAUCGACUAGGUCAUUUCGGACAAUUACUGGGAUAAACUUACGGGAGAACAGAUGACACUUGAUAAAUUGUGAAGAAGUAGUAGCGGUUAGGUGGAAAUCGAACGUGGACUAGGCAUUUGGCUGGUGAUGGUUGUUCUUGUAACUGUUUAUACUUAGAUUUUGCUACUGCAACUGUGUUCUUAUAAAUGAAUCUGAAAGUUACUGUAAGAUUUUAAACUUCUGUAGGGUAUAUUUUCAUGUGAUGAGGUUCAGAGAAACGGGUUUAUGGUGGUGAUGUGAAUGAAUAAUUUGAGCUGAAUUGUUUUGGAUAAA
Molecule: messenger RNA, 2895 nt
Organism: Manihot esculenta (cassava)
Lineage: Eukaryota; Viridiplantae; Streptophyta; Magnoliopsida; Malpighiales; Euphorbiaceae
Product: zinc finger protein GAI-ASSOCIATED FACTOR 1
Exons: 4
Coding region: 668-2251 (527 amino acids)
Cellular component (GO): nucleus
Molecular function (GO): DNA-binding transcription factor activity
Source: RefSeq, a predicted model, not a curated record